Molecule: messenger RNA, 3402 nt
Organism: Dendronephthya gigantea
Lineage: Eukaryota; Metazoa; Cnidaria; Anthozoa; Malacalcyonacea; Nephtheidae
Exons: 11
Coding region: 551-3235 (894 amino acids)
Molecular function (GO): guanyl-nucleotide exchange factor activity
Source: RefSeq, a predicted model, not a curated record
ACACUUCGUUUGAAAUUUGAAUCCUGAUUUUUGAGAUUUAGUAAAAUGUGAACAAUUUACAAUAAAUUUCCCAGCCUCGAAUAUUCCACAUCCGACUGGGUUCCGGCGUGAAACGAAAAUAAAAAGUCAAGGGUCAUGAUAGCAUGGUCUGCUAUAAAGUGUUUCAAUAACUCCAAGUUCCUAUUCCUGCUAUAAAUCAAUUUUAUUUCAAGUCUGGUAUAUUUCACUACGAAGGUUUGAUUGCCCGGAAAUGCGAAAUUUGAGACGCAAUUUUAGAUGAUAAUUGAUUGUCUUUGCUUUCACGAGUUCAUGUUUUGACGGAACCAUUUUAUGAAUUUAAUAUUUGGAAAGACUUUAUGUUGUCUAUUUGAACAUUUUGACGCCUUUUUAACGAGAAAGAAACGGUGCGGUUUGAUUUGAGCAAAAGUUACAUAAAUAAUCAGCUGUUUCUCCUGGAGUUAUCUUCAAUAUAUGUUUUGCAAUCCUUGAUCAUGGGCUUCAUGGCUGAUUGAUAAAUUGUAAAUGUAAAUGAUACCAAAGCGUUCAAGAAAUGGACCUGGAAUUUACAGAAGAAACUGCAAAUCGACUUUCAAGUAUUUCUUCGGAGGUAUCGUCUCGGGAUAGCAUUUCUUCUCAAUGCGAUGAGGUGACUAUCGUGAAGAAGAAAUCGUCGUCUUUAUCAUGCCUGCCAGAUCACGUACCUGACUCCGAACAAAACUCUUUUACCUUGCCACCAAAUCUCAACACAGUAAAGCCAUUUGAAGAAAAUUUGCUGUCUAAAGAGGUCUCUUUGGCACAAAGUUUGUAUAAAACUGCCGAAUGUCUGGAAAGUCCGCCGCGUUCGAAGUAUGAAUUUUCUGACAAAGAGACGGAUCAAAGAUCAGGCCAUGAUGAAAACAACUGUGAGGGUCGUAAUGGUGAAGUAGCAGAUGACACAGACCCUUUGCAAAAGAAAGAGCUUGAACUAACAGAAAUAAAUACAGUGACACACACAUUUGUGAGAGCAAGUGCACUGGAUAUUCUUGCCAAAUUCCCAAAGACAGAAACAGUUUCAGAAGUGAUGGAUGAAAAUUGUAAGCAAAGUGGACUAAAGAGUGUGAAUGAAGACUCUCAGGAGGAACUAGAAGAUGGUGUGGAUGUCAAAAAAACAUCUUCCAAAGCAGUUUCUGAAAGCAAAAGGGAAAAUGAAGUUAGCUCUUGGAGUACAACAGAUGAUGUCAAAAAGAUGAACAAGAAAAAAGGAUUAUUCAAUAAAAAAUCUAAAGAUAAUUCUAUCAGUGUGCCUGAAAGCAAAUCCACUGAGAAGCUUGCUAACCCAAAGGCUGGCAAAAAAGGACAUAAAACACGCAUUAGAAAAGAAAAGGCAAAGUCAGCACAAUCAAUUGGAUGGAAGAUAUUUCGUAAACAGCAUUCUGCCAAAGAUGAUGAAGAAUACAUGGAAGUGAAGAGUAAAAAAGGAAAAACCCCUCUUAAAAAAUCACAGAGUUUUGAUAACAAUUCCUCGCCUAAAAACCCACAGCUGAAAAGGAUGGAUUCAAUCCGUAAAAUCUUCAAAAAACGUCAACCUGUUUUACCAGAUGAGUCAAGUACAAUUGACAAUGUUAAGUGUGUUGAGAUAUCAUCUCCAAUUCUUAAAACAGAAAUGAAAUCAAAACAUCUUGUUGAACGAGAAUUUUUCAUGAGAGAUCGCGCUUUGCAAAUGGACACAACAAAGAUAAAGAGAGUUGCAUCAGAAAAUAAACCUGCAGUUUGUAGUUCAAAAGUCAAAGUGAAUAAUAAUGAAAGCACAAGUUCUCUAAAGGUUGAUAAUGAUGAAAGUAAAGAUGAAAGUGUAGUAGGUAAUGGAUUUGUUGACCAACCAGAAAGCCCAGAAACAGAAGAGGAUCCAGUCCCACCUGUUCGUCAUAAGCACUUGGAAAAAAAGCGAGUAUCUAUGCAAUGUGAUGAGGUGUCUGUAGAACAAGAUUCAACUGAAGAUGAAAACAAUUAUUGUGACAACCAUCAAGCUGAAAAAGACAAAAAUGAUUUAAAAUCCAAUCGUAAAGAUGAUGUAGACUUAAAGAAAUUCUUGAAUGAAGUAAAAUUGAAUGAUACUGACAUCCCUAGUACCAAUACAAUCUUGAAGAAAGAACACAGUGAAGAAGAUGAAGAAAAAAAUGAUUUUGUUUUUGUUGACCCAGAGCCAGUUGUUGAACGAAUAGUUAACGAUGAAAUUGUAAUUUUGGGGAGUGUCACUGAUGAUGUAUCAUCCAUAAGUAACCCUACAUCAUCCUCAUCUCAAGUCUGCCAAUCACCUCCUAUCCCCCUGGAGUCCCCAGGUAGUGAUGGGGAAGUGUUUGAAGAUUGCAUUGAUGAAGAUAUUUCUUUUAACAGAGCAGUAAUUGAUAAAUCCAAAGAGUCUGGCCAGGACAGUUCACCAGUUAGUGUGAACAUGCCCGCAGGUAGAUCAGUGUCUGAUAUCACAUCACAGACAUCUGCGGAUGUGUUUGCUAAAGGGAAGAAAGAAAAACCUCACCCGCACUCUUUUUCAGGAGGGAUCUCAUCACCAGUUAAUAAUAUUAUUUCCUCACCACCUGCAGUGCGAUCAUCAUCAAGCACAAACACGCCCCCAAGACGAACCAUGACAGUGUUUAGACCAUUAAAAUUUGAGCCUGCAGAAUCAUCAACAUUAAUAACAGAUAUGGUUCCCGUUACUUUUCCAAACUUCCCGAGUGAUCGAAGGUCGCAGAUUGCUCUAGAACUGUUCACAACCGAGAGAACGUAUGUGAGAGGUCUGGAAACUAUGAUUGAGCUUUUUAAGAAACCAAUGUUGAGUGGAAUGGACGAGAAAGAUGUUGAGAAAGUUUUUUCAAAUAUUGAUGAUAUUUAUGCUGUGAAUAAAGAUUUGUUGUUUCUGUUGUGGGAAAAGAUCAAACACUGGUCAAACGAGCAAUGCAUUGCACAAAUGUUCAUAGAUAUGGAAGAACGGUUUAAGAUUUACGCAAUCUACUGCAAGAAUUUCGACAAAGCAGACACGUUUUUAAAAAAGAGAAUUAAAAGAAAACCAGAUUUUGAUAGUUUUCUUAAGACAUGUUACCAAGAUCCAUUAUGUCAACCAGGACUUGAUCUACCUGCGUAUUUGAUUACAAUUGUUCAAAGAAUUCCACGUUAUCUUCUGUUGUUAAAGGAUUUCUACAAAAAAACAGCUCAACGCAUCCGGAUUUCGAUGUUUUACAAACAGCUUUGGCAAGAAUGAACAAAGUUGCCGAAUACAUCAACAGUCAAUUACAAGAGGUUCAAGCCAAAAAGCUAUGCAAGAAUUAAGAUCGACGGUAAUUGGACUGAAGGCUUAUGUUGUGAACGGACGAACGUUGUUAAAGGAAGCAGAAGUAUGUCUGAUGAACCCGGACAAAUCGUACAAGG